Molecule: messenger RNA, 1643 nt
Organism: Rotaria sp. Silwood1
Lineage: Eukaryota; Metazoa; Rotifera; Eurotatoria; Philodinida; Philodinidae
Source: the annotation of a GenBank genome assembly
AUGAGUCUAUCUUUUCAUGAUACAUUUUCUCUUGUCCAAAAAAGUAUUACAUCAUUAAAAAAUCCAAACAAUCAAGUAGACAAGGACAAUGUAAUUGAAAAAUCGCGUAAACUCGUUUUACGUUGUUAUAAUGCACUUGCUUCACAACAAGAAUUAUCUGGUGUGCAAGUUGCUUCUUAUCUUAUGAAUUGGGAUGACCACUACACAACACAUAAAUUUCAAGGUCUUUAUCUUAUUCAAACUGAACGAUUUUUACAAUCUGAAUUGAAUGAAAUACGUGCGAAACAAAAUCUUCAAUCAACAUCACAGGAUGUAAUUGAUGAUGAAGAUAUAUUUGAUGAUGAGACAAUUAAUGAGGAAAACAACGAUGAAGAACAUUUCCAAGUUCAACCAGCGGAAGAUAAAAACAAUUUUAUACUAGUUAAUACACGCGUUGAUUAUCAAUAUCGUUCAAACAGCCUCAACAACACUUGUUUAUAUGAUUUUGUCAGUACAUUUUAUAAAAGAAAAAUUAAUGAAACCGAUAUAAAAUAUUUAUCAAAAUCCUCUACGACUGAAAAACGACAAGAUAAUCAAAAAGGUCGACCAUCUAAUGAACGAUUUUUUUUUCAAAAAGACCAUCCUCAAGCAACAACACAUCUACUCAUGAAAUACAGUGAAGCUCAUGUACCUGUUCUUUAUGGUCCUCAAAUUCCUCGACAAGAUCGCGAUGAUACUCGAGAAAGAUACAAUCGUGCGCUUCUCACACUUUUCGUACCAUGGCGCAAUGUAAUUGAUCUUUGUGAUAUCAAUCAAACAUGGGAAGAUGCAUUUGAAUCUCGAAAACAUUGUAUUUCGGCUCAUUCAUGGAAGAUUAUAGAAAAUAUUCAACUUUUACAUGAAUGUAAAAACGAUCGUGAUGAACAUUUACUUCAAGUUAUUGCUGAAGCACAGGUCGAUAAUGAUUCGAUUGAUCCUACAUUUUUACCAUCAAAUCACGGUGCUGAUGGUGAAUACGAAGUAGAUGAUAUCGAGGAUUUGAUUCAAUUAAUAGGCAAUGUAGAUGAAUUUACAGCUGCUGCAAUCAAUGUCACGAAAAAAUCAACAGAAAACGUAUAUAUUCGCGAAACGAUUGAAGCUGUGGAAAAAGUUGGACGGUUCAAUCAUAUGAAUCGUCAUGAUCAACAUGUUUCAAAUACAGGCAUUGAUCGACAAAUUGUACCGUUUGUUUCCGCAACACCUAAUCUUAUUAAACUUAAUUCAAAAUGGCAAGAUCAAUUGAAGAAUGAAAAGGAACGAAUCAGGCGCAGUUUGAUUUCGGGAAAACAUAAUACUGAUGAUGAUAUAUUGGAUUUUAAUGAUGUAACUGACGCCGUUGUAACGGUAGUCAUUCCCUAUAAUAAUCGAAAUAAUGUCAAAAAAAAUACAUCAAUUCCACCAGUACUUGUAGUUAAAAACAAUUUUUCAACUCAAAACAGCAUCAUUGAUGAAUUUACAUUGAACAAGGAACAAAGAGCCGCAUUCUUGAUAAUAACAAGUCAUCUCGAUGGUGACAAUCGAUGUCGCACAGGUGACAAUAAUGGUCAGCUCAUUAUGUGUAUACCUGGAUGUGGUGGAACGGGCAAAUCACAAUUGAUUCGUGCUCUUACAAAAUAUUUUCUCAU